UCCCCCAAAACAGCAGCCAGAAUCUCAACAGUUUGCACCUACGUGGAUUCCCAGGCCCAGAGCAAUAGGGACUUAGGCAGUGACAGUCUAUAGGACCACACACCCGGCUCCGCCGCUUUCGCCCCCCCAAGCCCCGGGAGUAGGAGGAGCAGAAGAACCGAAAGGAAACCCGUGCAGUGGCCUCCGCAGGCUCCAGCGCCGACAUGGAGCUGCGGGCGCUCGGGAGACUCUGGCUCCUUUGCUGCUGCUGGUGCUGCAGCGCGGGCCCCGGACCCUGUUCCGGGGUCACCUUCACCGCGACUGGACCCAGGAGCCGCGAGCGACAGGAAGCAGCCUUCCGGGAAAGUCUUAAUAGACAUCAGUAUUUGAAUUCUAUAUUUCCUAGUGAAAACUCCUCUGCCAUCUAUGGAAUAAAUCAAUUUUCAUAUUUAUUUCCUGAAGAGUUUAAAGCUAUUUACUUAAGAAGCAAACCUUUCACAUCCCCCAAAUACGCAGCAGAAGUGCCAGAGCCAGUCUCCAACAUGUCUUUGCCUUUAAGAUUUGACUGGAGGGACAAGCAUGUUGUAACACUAGUGAGAAACCAGCAGGAGUGUGGAGGGUGCUGGGCCUUCAGCGUGGUAGGUGCAGUGGAAUCGGCGUAUGCAAUAAAAGGGAAGCCUUUGGAAGACCUAAGUGUGCAGCAGGUCAUUGAUUGUUCAUACAAUAAUUACGGCUGCAAUGGAGGGUCUACUCUCAAUGCUUUGAACUGGCUGAAUAAGACACAGGUAAAACUGGUGAGAGAUUCAGAAUACCCAUUUAAAGCACAGAGUGGCCUCUGCCAUUACUUUUCCAAUUCACAUUCUGGAUUUUCAAUCAAAGGUUUUUCUGCACAUGACUUCAGUGACCAAGAAGACAAAAUGGCAAAAGCACUUCUUACCUUUGGUCCUUUGGUAGGGAUCGUAGAUGCCGUGAGCUGGCAAGAUUAUCUGGGAGGGAUCAUUCAGCACCAUUGCUCUAGUGGUGAAGCCAAUCAUGCAGUGAUCAUAACUGGGUUUGACAAAACAGGAAGUACUCCAUAUUGGAUUGUGAGGAACUCAUGGGGAAGUUCAUGGGGAGUGGACGGCUAUGCCCAUGUCAAAAUGGGAGGGAAUAUUUGUGGUAUUGCAGAUUCUGUUUCUGCUGUAUUUGUAUGAUAUAUUGAUUAGAUCAAGAAAGAACCACAAAAAUUAAGGUUCAUAAUGAAAUGUAGCUGGUACUUCAUUUCUAGCAUUAUUUACCUUUAGGUUUUAGCAACUACCCACAAAAGUUUCUAGGGCCUAGUAGCAUUUAAACUAAGUUCUAGAAUGUUCCCUUCUCGUAUGGGGACAUGGGUAAUCAUAGUCAUUUGGAAGAACACCAGCAAUGUGGCCUGAGAAACAGUUUUCUACUCUAGACUGACUCUCGCAUUAGGGGAUAUCUUAGGUCUCUUUAUUUUGAAGAGGCUAUUAUCUGGUUUUGUUUGAUUGAUGUUUUAUUUGUUUAUUCUUAAUGUCAUACUUAAUGUCAGGUAAGAUUAAAGAGGUGAUAAAAAUGUCUUUUCUUUUGUGGAAUAUAACCACGGCCUUAGGUUACCCCUAUAUACAAGAAUGGCCAACCUAAAAUUAUGUGCACCUCUCACAGUUAUACUCUCAGCCACCUGAGAUUAAAUUUUAUAAGGAUUUUGAAAUACCAAUAGCUUUACCUCAACAAUUAGUGUUUAUCCCUUGAACUGAAGAGAGAUCAUGUAGUAAGAAACAAAAGGACAAAAGUCACUUUUUUACAAGUGAUUUUUGACAAUACAUUAAAUGGCAAUAAAUUAUAUGGCAACUAUGUGAUAAGAAAAACUCAAGUAGCAUUGCCUGAGAGACAAAUUAAUUACUCGGAAAUUUUCAUUGUCAAGAGGAUUGCACUAGACUUCAUUUCUUACUUUGAUCUCUCUAUAUCGAAGGACAGUAUGUAUUUCCAUAUUUCCCCACUCUUUCUCAUACUCUUUACUAUGAUACUCCUAAGUUUUCUGGGUUGUUUGACCUCCCUGGCUAAGAAGUCCCAUUGUUUAUUUUUCAUUUCUAUUCUACAACUAUAGAUUUUGUUCUGUCUAAGCCACAAAGAUCAAGUUCUCAACUUUCUCUUUUUUCCAUUAUUUGUAGGUAAUAUGCCUUUCAAAGUCUAAUGUCAUUAAUCUGGGGUAUCAGCCAGAAUGCGAGUUUCUCAGGCUCUCCAUUUUCCCAGUUUCCUACAUAUGUUUCCCAGACUCCCAUUCUAACUACUUUGUUGUGUAUCCAUUUGGCUUUUACCUGGUUCUUAGCUCUUUAUGGCCAUGUUCCUUGCCUAAGUCAUCAUGUAUGGCUGGGGAACAACCUCAUAGCAUAAGAGUCCAUCUUUUGAUUGUACAACAGUAUUAAAUGUUAUAUGAGGAAAUCUAAUCAAAGACUACAUAUGUAUUUCUUCUCUAAAAUUCAUGGUUGCUUCUUUUUUCCCCUAAUUUUUAUUAAAUUUAUUGAGGUGACACGGAUUAACAAAAUUAUAUAAAUUUCAGGUGCACAAUUCCACAAUGCAUCAUCUGUACACUGUAUUAUAUGUUCACUGCCCCAGGUCAAGUCUCCUCCCAAGACCAUUUAUCGCCCCCAUGCCCUCCUCCACCUCCCCCAUCCACACUCCCGCUGGCAAUCACCACACUGUUGUCUAUGGUCAUGAGCCCCCCCCCCUCUCUCUCCCCCCUCCCUCCCUCCUUCCCCCUCUUUCCUCCCCUCCCUCCCUCCUUCCCCCUCUCUCCCCGCUGCUCAAUCUCUCCAGGUCACUUUAUAAUGUAAAAUACAUUACAAAAGUGAAAAUUUAAAUGUAGAAGCAACCACUAAAAAAAGUUUAGGACAUCCCGUUUUUUUGUUUCCCUUUCGGUUUGUGUCUAUCCUGUUUAUUAGAAAUGAAAAUCAAAAACAAAACACUAUACUUCUUUUUCUUAUACCAACCAAAACCAAUCUCAAAAGAAUAUGUGUUGACUUGGGCUUAGAAAUGUUCCAGGAAGAUAAACAUUGAUAGCUUAAUUGACUAAUAUUCUAAUUAUUUAAGUAUGACAAAGAUAACUAAGUUCAUGUUAAUUUACUGAUUUCUGUAUAAUAUAAAUGCUUUUCUGAUACUCUUUUAAAUGCUAAAAUAUUUUUAAAAUUACAAAAUGAUUAAUACCUCACAACUGCUCUGAAUUUGAUGACAUUUGUAAUAAAACAGCCUUUAUUUGA
Molecule: messenger RNA, 3230 nt
Organism: Artibeus jamaicensis (Jamaican fruit-eating bat)
Lineage: Eukaryota; Metazoa; Chordata; Mammalia; Chiroptera; Phyllostomidae
Gene: CTSO
Product: cathepsin O
Exons: 8
Coding region: 204-1172 (322 amino acids)
Cellular component (GO): lysosome
Molecular function (GO): cysteine-type endopeptidase activity
Source: RefSeq, a predicted model, not a curated record